Pollicipes pollicipes is the source of this 856-nucleotide messenger RNA. RefSeq names its product potassium voltage-gated channel protein eag-like. NCBI's taxonomy places the organism in Eukaryota, Metazoa, Arthropoda, Thecostraca, Pollicipedomorpha, Pollicipedidae. Gene Ontology annotation, biological process: regulation of membrane potential; potassium ion transmembrane transport. Gene Ontology annotation, molecular function: voltage-gated potassium channel activity. The record is from RefSeq and is a predicted model, not a curated record. The annotation marks the transcript as partial. The transcript is spliced from 3 exons. Gene Ontology annotation, cellular component: voltage-gated potassium channel complex; plasma membrane.
AUGUCUCUGAGCUCCGACGUGAUGCCGCAGUACCGCCAGGAGGCGCCCAAAACGCCGCCGCACAUCCUCCUCCACUACUGUGCCUUCAAAGCCAUCUGGGACUGGGUGAUCCUCUGCCUCACCUUCUACACCGCCAUCAUGGUGCCGUACAACGUGGCGUUCAAGAACAAGACGUCUGAGGACGUCAGCCUUCUAGUGGUGGACUCCAUAGUGGACGUGAUUUUCUUCAUAGACAUCGUGCUAAACUUCCACACCACGUUCGUGGGACCCGGUGGUGAAGUGGUCAGUGACCCCAAGAUCAUACGCAUGAACUAUCUCAAGUCGUGGUUCGUUAUAGACCUGCUGUCGUGCCUCCCCUACGAUGUGUUCAACGCCUUUGACCACGAUGAAGAUGUAAGUAACUGCGCCAGCGUCUCCGGCCGCAGCGAAAACGGCAUCGGCAGCCUGUUCAGCGCGCUGAAGGUAGUACGCCUGCUGCGACUGGGCCGCGUGGUGCGCAAGCUGGACCGCUACCUGGAGUACGGCGCCGCCAUGCUGAUCCUGCUGCUCUGCUUCUACAUGCUGGUGGCGCACUGGCUGGCCUGCAUCUGGUACAGCAUCGGCCUGUCGGACGCCGACAACGGCGUCACAUACAGCUGGCUCUGGAAGCUGGCCAACAUCACCCAGUCGCCGUACUCGUACGUCUGGUCCAACGAGACGAUGGCGCCGAUUCUGGUGAACGGGCCCUCUCGCAAGACCAUGUACGUGACGUCACUCUACUUCACCAUGACGUGCAUGACCAGCGUGGGAUUCGGCAACGUGGCGGCCGAGACAGACAACGAGAAAAUCUUCACCAUCUGCAUGAUGAUCAUUGCUG